AUCGCCAAUAAAGUUACCGUUUGUGUCAACAGCGCUCACAACAACAACAACUAACAUAAUCAAAUUGCAACAAAGUCAACCUACAACUUAGUAAUAGCAACUAAUUGCCAACGAACUAAAGUUAACAACAACAAGAACAUAAAAGCGGCGCCACAGUUGCGAGACCAACAGCUCUUGUAGCCAGUAAGCCAAGCCAGGUGUGCUGCACACCACGAACAUACAUAACUGUAUAUCACACCUCAAAUUAUAUACACACCGGCACAUAGAUAGCGGCAAGCACAGACUGGUUUGCCAAGGCCGAAAAUGUCCAACACAGAUCUGCGUGCAUUGUUCGAGAACUUGGAUGAUUCGGCAGCGGCAGCGGCGGCCGAGGCGCUCGAUAUCAAAAAUAUUAUUGCCAAUUUCUCAACGGAAAUGUUGCGCAUGCACAAAGAUGUCCUUAAUGUAACUGCAAUGAACGAAAUUUCCAUAAACCAAACAUUGAAGGUGCUUUGCGAGCAGAGCGGCAGGCGCAACGCGCCACGCAAUGACUCAGCCAACUACUUAACCUGCCCGCCCUCGUUUGAUUCUGUGCUUUGUUGGCAAGAAACACUGGCUGGCACGACAGCCAUACAACCCUGUUUUGAUGAAUUCAAGGGUAUACAUUACAACACAGCAGAAAAUGUAACACGUCAGUGCUUAGCGGACGGCACGUGGGACAAUUACACGGAAUAUAUGCGUUGUCAGCCGGCUACAAUAUUACCGCCACAAUUGGCCGAUCUUUCGCCCACAAUCGAAUUAUCAUCGUAUAUAUAUUUCAUUGGAUAUUUCAUUAGUUUAACGUCGCUCAUUUUAGCACUGAUCGUUUUCUAUUUCUUCAAAGACUUGAAAUGCCUGCGCAACACCAUUCAUGCGAAUUUAUUCCUCACCUACAUACUCGCCGCGCUGCUGUGGAUCCUCACGAUGUGCCUGCAUGUGAUGACGGAGCAUCCCAGCGAGGCCGGCUGCAUCACUUUGGUCAUGAUGUUUCACUAUUUUAAUUUAACAAAUUUUUUCUGGAUGUUUGUGGAAGGCCUCUAUCUCUAUACUCUGGUGGUGCAAACAUUUUCCAGCGAUAAUAUUCGAUUUAUCAUAUACGCCUGCAUUGGUUGGGGUUGCCCUGCUGUUAUAACAUUUAUUUGGUCAAUAGCAAAAAUCUUCGCCACAUCAUUGGAGAGCGAGCAUUUUAACGGUUUGUUCAUUCAGUGCUCGUGGCUAAGGGAAUCUCACAUUGACUGGAUACUUCAAGCGCCUACCUGCCUUGUAUUAAUACUCAAUUUAAUAUUUCUCAUACGCAUCAUGUGGGUACUAAUCACGAAAUUGCGCUCGGCCAACACAUUGGAGACCCGACAAUAUCGCAAGGCUUCGAAGGCAUUGCUUGUGCUCAUACCGCUAUUUGGCGUCACAUAUCUCAUUGUAUUAUUUUGCCCGGGUGGCGAAGGUAUUACACAAAACGUAUUUGAAAAUCUGCGCGUCUUUCUUAUAAGUACACAGGGAUUUUUCGUAUCCUUAUUCUUCUGCUUUCUCAAUUCGGAAGUGCGUCAGGCACUAGGGCAUCGUUUCAUGAGAUGGCGGGACAAUCGGAAUUUACGAAAUGGCAGCAUACAUCGUAAUCGCCGAAAUAGGCUAUCCAAGGACUACUCACAUCGUUCAAGGACGGAAAGUUUACGUACUGAGGAGUAUAUGAUUUGUGUGCGGCCCUAGCACAGCCACAGUCGCAGCACCAGCUCAAUGAAACGGCAUCAUCAACCCUCAACACACGCACGCAGCGACUACGUUUGAAGAUGCUCAACAAAAGCUCGAACGUAUGAGGAACCGGAAAGACUUUCCCCAGUGCCAUUUUCUCAAACUAUCCAAUGCUUGCUUUACACACAACAUUUGCUGAAUCUAUACUAUUUACAUGUACUGUAUACAUACAUAUAUUUAGGCAAAGCAUUGAUAUGCGGCUGCAACCGCAGGCUUUAUGUACCUUAAUAUUUUUUAAUAACUAUAAGGAUAUAGAAAUAUUAUAUUAUGUAAUAUAUGUAUGUAUAACGGAAUGCAGCAUUCACUCGUACAUACGCCUAUGUAUGCAUAUAUGAGUGCAUAAAAACGAAAUCAAUUUGCCAUUUGAAAACUAUAUGUACUGUAAUUAUUUACAAAUAUUACAUAAUAAAUCAAAGA
Molecule: messenger RNA, 2181 nt
Organism: Bactrocera latifrons
Lineage: Eukaryota; Metazoa; Arthropoda; Insecta; Diptera; Tephritidae
Gene: Dh44-R2
Product: diuretic hormone receptor
Exons: 12
Coding region: 304-1722 (472 amino acids)
Biological process (GO): cell surface receptor signaling pathway; adenylate cyclase-modulating G protein-coupled receptor signaling pathway
Cellular component (GO): plasma membrane
Molecular function (GO): peptide hormone binding; G protein-coupled peptide receptor activity; diuretic hormone receptor activity
Source: RefSeq, a predicted model, not a curated record